This is a messenger RNA of Stegodyphus dumicola, 1153 nucleotides long. Its product is annotated as zinc transporter ZIP1-like. The record is from RefSeq and is a predicted model, not a curated record. Gene Ontology annotation, biological process: zinc ion transmembrane transport. NCBI's taxonomy places the organism in Eukaryota, Metazoa, Arthropoda, Arachnida, Araneae, Eresidae. Gene Ontology annotation, cellular component: plasma membrane. Gene Ontology annotation, molecular function: zinc ion transmembrane transporter activity.
ACACCUCUAAGCUAGCUCUUGUUUUUGCAACCUUAUCAUGUUUUCAUCAUUUUAACCUUAUCUGUUCCACAUAACGACAAUUUAUUGCUUUCAUAGCUAAUAUUUAUUAUCUUCAAUUUGCUUCUUCGUCUGCGAAAGAUUGUAUAAAUACAGCCAUUUUAAGCGAGUAUCUUGCGUUUCUCAAAAUGGAGCUGCGUUAUAUAAAAUUGCUUUCAGCAUUCUGCUUGCUUAUUGUUACUUUUGCAUCUUCAAUGGUACCAUUAUAUUUAAUUAAAAAAUAUCGUUCUGAUCAGAAUCGUGAAAAUAGGUCUCAAAACUUUAGAGUGAUAAGUUUUCUUAGUUGCUUUGGUGGAGGAGUGUUUCUAGGGACGUGUUUGUUACAUCUCUUUCCUGAUGUUCGUGAACAAAUUGACCUUGUGUUCAAAACAAUGAAGUUCAGUCCGAAUUAUCCUGUUGCCGAAUUCCUUUUCGGUUUUGGAUUCUUAACUGUUUUGAUUGUUGAACAGAUCGUGCUGAAUUGCCAGGAUGAUUUCGAUGAAGAAAAAGUACCCUUUCUGGUUCACGAACAUUCUCAUCAAAAUCUUGAUGGUGAAGUCUACACUACAAUAAAUAAUUAUGGAGCAGUCAAUGAUGAACGCACCGAACAUCAUGAUCAUGAAAUAUCUUUCCAUCAAGACCAGAGCUCGCAUUCUGUUUUACGUUCUUUAUUUUUAGUUUUUGCGCUUUCAUUACAUUCUGUUUUUGAAGGCCUGGCUAUUGGUCUCCAAGCUUCUGCCGAAAGUGUAAUCCGCAUAUUGCUGGCUGUUCUCAUCCAUAAAUGCAUUCUAGCUUUUACACUUAGCCUGAAUCUCUCUCAUAGCAAAUUGAAAAAGGGAAGCAUUGUAAAGGGAAACAUUAUUUUUUCCCUUACCUCACCCGUUGGCAUUGUUAUUGGGGUGGUUUUGAUUGAUUUUGUCAAAGGUUUAAGCAUGCUAGUCACAAGUGGAGUUUUGCAGGGUUUAGCUGCAGGAACAUUCAUAUGAACUUACGGCCUCUUAUAAAAGGAUUAUGGAUUUACACGUGCCUAUCAAAUGUACGAGACGAAGAAGGUGCACUUUAUGCAGUAGGAAUCAUGUGCAAAAAAGAACCACAAUUCAGUGUAAAGAAUGUUUGG